AUAUGAAGUGAAGGCAGCUGCGACUGGGAGUAGAAACGAGAGCCAGCACGGCCAUCAUGGAAAGGCAGGCCUGCCUUCUGCCGUUUCGUGGGCUUCCUGACGAUCCUCUUCGGACGUCUUCGACAGUAUUCCCGAAGGCGAGGAGCCCGAUGGGUCGUCUUCGUUUAUUCUGAACUCGUGUCACGCGCCUCGUGUCGUGUAGUGCUGCAAGUGUCACGAGUACCUAAUAUGUUUGUUCACUUUAGUUGAAACGUGUUCGAUAAUAAACUUUCUGGAUUGUUUACCCGAUAUUAGGAAAUUUAAUUAACUGAAUAUAAAUUCAAGCUUUCUUUUAGACACAUUGACUUGACUCUUACGGUAGUUAACAUUGUACAGCUUAUAUUACGAGAUCAGCCAUAUUCUCUCAAGAUCUCUCCGGCAUCGCAAGUCGGAGUGACAUUCCGCGGGAUCGAUUGGCUUGACGUCAAGCGGAAAAUUACUCGGUUGCGUCGCUGCGCGUGAAGAGAGUAUUCCCUGUCUUUCUUUCUUCUUCCUCCACUUUGUUGCUACCUCAUUCUCGUACUCCCAUCGUGAAAAUGUGCUCGUGACGGAUUCCGCGGGGACAAUCCGCUCGUGAAACUUGUGUCAUCGCGGACGUCGUGUUUUUGUGGCCGGGUUGGCGCUACACAACGAACUACUGUUAGUAUAUCUAUAAGCACGCCAGCGUAAACUGGGAAUAUUGUGUUAUUAAUAAAUAAUAAUUAUUGAAGCGGGAUUUUUUUUCGUGAGCUGUGCGCGGUGUCGUGUGGCGGUGAUUGACUGAAGGGAAUCAUGAGAGAUACUAGCGACAUGAUGGAAGACACCGUGUCGGAGGAUACACUGAUGGACUGUGGAGGUGGUGUUGGAGACGACAGUGGUGGAGGUGGUCUCGAGGAUCUAGUCAACCUGGCAACGAACAUUGCCGAUUCGGCACCCACCAUACGAGAUGCUGCAGAGAGGCUGUUAACUCUCCUGGGAGUCGACGAGGACGAGGAAGGAUCAUCAUCCGAGGACGAAGGCGUCGAGGUCGACCUGGAGGACAGCGAGGACGAGGACGAGCCUGGGAACGCGAGACUACUUCACGAAUUGGCCGCCUCCCUCGCCCAGGAAUUGAAAUAUGCCAAACAGAGUGCGUCGUCUUCUAGGAUAAUUCAAGCGACGCGUCAGGAUCAUCAGCAUCAGGAUGUACGCGAGCCGGUCCAGCGUAUGGACGUCGCGCAGGACCACGUCGGGAUCGAUCAAAAUCAUGGGGAAAAUGGGACGAACUUUAGCAAUACGAAAGAAGCGAGCUACUCUGGAAACUGUUUUCCGCAAAGCUGCGAAUUCCCAUCCCGGCCGUCCAACUGUCGCGGGACAAAGCGCUUCGAACCGAGAGAAGACGGAUCCUUUGGAUUUCAGAUGACGUCCUUUGCCUCCACUUGUCUCGAUCCUCGUCUCAGGAUGGAUCAUACGGAUAUACUUAACGCUGCGAUGGAACCCGUACCCAGUUCCUGGGGUGCUGGAUGGGACGCCUGUGCCUCGGAGGCACUUAGAUAUCUCGUUGAGGACGAGGGACUUCCGCCUCAUCAUCCCACGGUGAUCGCCAUGAAGAAUCAUCUGGAUUUACAGAGAGAACGCGUAUUCGCACAGUAUAAGGCGUAAGGAGCGCGCAUGCGCUCUUACAUUGUCUCUCUCUCUCUCUCUCUCUCUCUCUCUCUUUCAUUACGGAAGGAUGCUUCUGUUGAUGUCAAUGUCAAUAUCUAUGCCACUGGAAAGCACGUAAAUACUGCUGGAUCGAUUAUUCAAUCAGUUACCUACAUGUCUGUCGCGUUGACAAUGUAGAGAAUUGAAAUUGGCAAUUUAUAGUCGAGACACAGACCGACGUGAGGUCGAUUCUCACGAGAUAUUGGGGAGCUACGAGCAACGAGAAAAAUAUUCAAUUGACAAUUGCGACGUAGACCUGUGACAUGGGUUUGAUCAAUUUUGUUGUAUUAGAAGAAGAAAAAAGCAAUUCGUAUCAAGCCGAUAACCACGAUAUCAUUUCGCGGCCUCGCAGUGUCUGUGCAUAGAGCAAAUUUGUAGAUUAUACCUUUUAACGUGUAAGACAGCCAAGUGUGUCAGUACGCGAACCGUAGGAGUGCGUUGGUAGAUCAGCCGGUGGGAGAGAAUUGAGAAAAUGAAUGAAGAAAAAAACAAAAUGUAAAAAUAGCAAAAGCACGUGCAAAUGAAAAUUAGCGCAAAUUUUCAAUGUCCUGCAGACUACUAGUAUCCAGCGAUACUUUCCUUAAGUAUAUGUCAAUCAUCGAUCGAUACGAUUCUGAUCGAAUAUCGUGGACGUUAUUGUACAGGCGAUUAGAGUGACGCGUGAACGAUCCUUUUGAAUUUUUUUAUUUUACUCCUCGUUCGAGCGCCAUUCUAUAAUUAUUUAAUUAAUAAUUAGUAGCGCCAAGAUGGAUAACGUUUCCUGUCGAGAUAGACUACUAGGCUAAGAUUGACGAUCGCGACGCGUGUAAGUCACAUGAUGAUUUACAAUAGUCCUUGUCAAUUGACAAGGGACUCGCGCCCUUUUGCGAACGCGAUCUAGACUGGCCGAUAGAUUAUACUAUAAAUAUUCCACAUCGCGUUCCUCCCGCUCGUCGCAGGAACACGACGUGGAAAUCCCAUCGACGAAGGUGUCCUUUAUCAUUAUCUGUAAAUAUGUAUGAUAUCGUUUUAACUUAUAAACCUAUUGUUACUUUUACAAUAAAUCAUUGUAGAUAACAUCGACCAGUAAUAAACGACCUAAAUUAAUGCACA
Messenger RNA from Cephus cinctus (wheat stem sawfly), 2793 nucleotides. RefSeq lists its product as uncharacterized. The coding region runs from base 811 to 1659 and encodes 282 amino acids. The record is from RefSeq and is a predicted model, not a curated record. NCBI's taxonomy places the organism in Eukaryota, Metazoa, Arthropoda, Insecta, Hymenoptera, Cephidae. The transcript is spliced from 3 exons.